Molecule: messenger RNA, 8203 nt
Organism: Dermacentor albipictus
Lineage: Eukaryota; Metazoa; Arthropoda; Arachnida; Ixodida; Ixodidae
Product: dystrophin-like
Biological process (GO): synaptic signaling
Cellular component (GO): plasma membrane
Molecular function (GO): protein binding; zinc ion binding
Source: RefSeq, a predicted model, not a curated record
AGCGCGUGCCUGUCGCCCGCGCCCUCCCGUCCCACUUUUAGUAGCUCGCUCUCGCCAGCGAGCCGCCCGGAACGAGUUGUUGGGCUUGCUGCGGGGUCGUACGCAUACCGUACGCACUACGAAGUGCGAACGUACGAACCCCUCGCCCGUUUGAACGAAACUGGAAGAUGGGGGCGCGCGCGCGCGCGUGCGUUGUCACGGAGAUUAGAAAGAGUUGAAAGUUGUGUCGGCGUUCGCUUUUGACCUCAGCGCUCUUUUCUUCUUUUGUGAUUGUCGCGUUUUUCUCAAGCCCCCCCUUCGGCGGUCAGCGAUCGCUGCGUGGUUCUCAUUUCGCGCUGCCGUAUGUUCGCCGUCGGCCGAUCGGCUUGGAGGACAACGUGUAGGCGUCUCCCGCCCGUGCAAACAAGAGCGCGCCAGCAAAAAAGAAACGUUGGAGUUCGCGGAAGCGAGCGCCUUGAGCGGGCCGCGCGCAGCGGCAACUGCGCGCUUUGGGUGUCGCGCUGGCUGCGAGUAUCGUGUUCGGGCGCCCCGUCGCUGUAGCGUGCUCUUGAUGUCACCUUCGUCUGGGCGCUGCUGCGGUUUGCGGACGUGCGUCGUUGCCUUUGCAUGUCGCGCGUGUACCGGGAACACGAGAACGAGAUGGACGAGUGGGAAAGACAGGAGACGGGAACCGGAAUCCCGUAUUACGUGAACCAUCGAAAGGAGAAGACGCAGUGGGAUCAUCCUGAAAUGGUCCUCAUCAUUGAGAAGCUAACGUCGUUCAACGACAUAAAGUACGCUGCAUACAGAACUGGAGCAAAGCUAAUCUACCUUCAAAAAGAACUUCUAUUCAGCAACGUGCACGUGUCCAUGCUGGGCAGCGUGUUUGGGGCGCAUGGCCUAGAAGGCGCGUCCCAGCAUGAGCUGCUGCUCGGCUGCGCGCAGGUGGAGGCCAUCUUGGAAGACCUUUACAAGCGUGCUCCCGGGGUCCAUCAGCAGAAAGUUCCUCUUCUUGCUUCGCUCGCCCUGAAUCUGCUUCAGAACCUUUUUGACGCCAAGCGUAAAGGGACUAUACAAGUUUUGCAGAUGAAGAUAGCAUUGUUUGUUUUCUGUGCUGGGCGACUGCUGGACAAGCUCAAAUACAUUUGCAAUGAGCUACAAGACGGCACUCAUCGCAUUUCCUAUGAAGAGCUUGAAAGCUUCCUUCACAAUAUCUCAAAGAUUCCGGAGUUCCUUGGCGAAAAGCUUUCGUUUGGUGCGCAUUUUGUUCCUGCUGCUGUGGAGAGCUGCCGAAAGCUCGCGCCAGCACUGCCUGCCAUUCCUGAUGACAUGUUCCUCAACUGGCUGCUCCGGGAACCACAAAACCUAGUUUGGAUCUCCACCUUCUACAGGAUGAGGUCCACUGAAAAUGUUGCACACCCAAUGAAAUGCGGAGCAUGCAAGACGUACCCCAUCGUUGGUCUAAGGUACCAGUGCCUUCAGUGCCUCAACUACGACUUGUGCCAAAGCUGCUUUUUGCACGGCAACGUCAGCAAGAACCAUUCCAUCAAGCACCGAAUGCAAGAACACUGCCAACAGACUUCUUCCUGGGAAAAAGUCAAAGGCGUCCUGAAGACUAUCAGCCUGAAGAUCCAGCGCUGGAAGCGCGAACCUAGGCCCAGCUACCUUCCCCUGCAAGCCAACCCUGAACCCAAGCCUCCAGCACAAAGCCCGAAAGCGUAUCGAGUGCCGCCGUCGGAUGAAGUGGACUGUGUGAAGUCAGCAGCUCACAAUAAUGCGCUUAUGGCACCAUGCUUGGACACCCUCCACCAGCAGGAGCUGGAGAGCAUCAUCGAGCGGCUUGAACGAGAGAACAGGAACCUUGCCCGUGAGGUAGCGGCAAAAGAACUCGGCACGGGUAGCCCAACAUCGGUUCCUUCGUCACCUCUCCGGCAGCGCUACCUCCACCAGCACCUGGCGCAGGUGGAGGUGCAGCUGAAACGCAUGCGCAGUCUUCUUCAGGUGCUAUCGAGAGAGGAGACGGGUGGUGCGGAUCCCAUGAUGUGCGUCCCCAAUGGGGUGCCUGGUGGCGGUGGUCAUCCGUGCUUGGCUCCAGCGGGGAACAACCUCGCCUGGCUCCAGAGCACGCCGGCCAACGGCGGGCGGAUGCCAUGCAAAAGCAUGGAUCGGUUCAUGGAGAUUCACAAUGGUCUCAAAGCCAUGGAGGCCCCCCUGAAUGCACCCACCCCUCCGCCCCCACCACCAACGCCGAGUGUCGUCUGGGAGCUGCGCCGGGACGUGGCUGCAAGUUCAUCCACGCUUCCAGAACCGCCAUCGCCAAUUGCCUGUGCCCCUCCUUCGGAGAUUGUCAGCGCCUGCGCAAACAAGGGUACACUGGACUCUGCAAAGGAGUGCACCUUUGGGGACCUGACAUCACCGGUGCAGUCGACCUUCAUGGUAGACCCUGCCAGCACCACAGGGAUGGGCAAUGGCUGUCCUGCCGCGCUACCCGGGCUGCCCCUUGACGGAGAGCUGGAGAGCAUCCUGCGGCAAUUGGAUGACCUGCUGUCUGAACCCAAACAAGCUGAACGGUGAUCUGGGUCUCUCAGUUAAACAUUGACCAAUGUGCAAAUCUUGGUUCAUUGUUACAACUCAGUGGUGGUGAAGAACCACGUCAUGGAGACUGUCAAUCAGGUUCAGCAAGUCAUGGACAGGAUGAAACAGAGCUGCUAAAAAGGGAAUUCACACCACUGCAUCUUGAGGACCACAGUGUUUUUUGUAGAUCCCCGUUUUAAGUUUGAAAUGCCUUGUUUCUUUCUUUUCUGUACAGUUGUAAUAUUUUUAAACAGUUAUGACAAAACUGCGUGCUGUUCGUAUUUCAGGCUGAUUUAGCAUGUAGAGAAAGUUGUGCACAGUCAAACCUUGUUAUUAUAAAACAUGUAUGCAUUGCAGUUUUCAUAUAAUGAUACCACUUGUAAUGAGUACCAGUUAUCAUGGUAGACUUUCGUUUACUGUAUCAUGUAUAAGAUGUUUCUGAAACAAGUCCCACAGUUCACUGUUACAAUCAACAGUUUCUUUUUCUUAGUUAUUUUAUAACUAGACUGCAUUUUAAUGAAUUAUUGGGUACAGUUGACUGAAUAUAAAGUGCUUCUAUGGUUAUACUUUAAUGAAGUCUCUGUUACCUGACGCAACGAAAAACACAAGAUCUAGCGUGGAACUUAUAACAAUGUCAACUGUUCGUUUUGGCAGGGGUCAAAAGUGUGCUAUUUGCAAAAGCACCAUGCCGAGUUGCUGUACUGCAUGUGGGAUGAAGCAAGCGUAGGGAUCUUAAUUUCAGGCAGUCACAUUCAACAUUGCUGUCGCAUCAUAAGUGUUGACCUUACCAUAUUCCGUUGUCUAUCAUUUCUGCAGAUCAGAUUGAAAAGCAAGGAAUACAGUAGAACCUUGUUGAUAUUGUCACACGAACAAAGGACUAAGAACUGGAGGCUAUUUACAAAGUAUAUUUACACAGAAUAACUACAGCGCUGGCCAGUUCAGCCGACAGCUCUUCAGCCAGAGAGCGUUUGUUCUCUUCAUCGGGACGCCCGCGUGCAUCGUCCACGAGAAACAUAAUAUGCAUGUAUCAUUAUCCCCGGUGGCAGAAGCACCGUCCCGGUGCGUCUAAAUAUCAGGAGAGUAGUAUCGUUUGAGGCGUGUGACAUGCACAGUGUCAGUGGAAUUCAGGGCAGAUGAGGCACUGGUACUGAUUGGGGUGAUUUCGUAGGUAACUGAAGUCACGACCCGCAGCACUCGAUAUGGGCCUGGGUACCAAGAUGGGAGUUUUUCUGACAGGCUAACGUGAUGAGUCGGGGACCACAGGAGCACCAGCGAUCCAGGCAAAAAGUGGACGUCUCUGUGUUGGGGAUCGUACAAACGCUGUUGCUUCUCUUGGGAGGUCAGGAGGCAAGCGUGAGCAAUUUCGCAUGCUUGGGCUGCCCUGGUGAUGGCGUCAAGUGCAUACUCGCUGGUCUCUGCUGCGGUGGAUGGAAGGGAUGCGUCCAGUGGCAAUGUGGGUUCUCGACCGAACAGCAGAAAGAACGGGGAAUAACCGGCAGUGUCUUGACGUGAAGAAUUGUAUGCAAAAGUGACAUAGGGUAGGGCAAGGUCCCAAUCAGUAUGGUCGGACGAGAAAUGCUUUCGAGACACUUUUCAAGCAUGUCUGUUAGGCUGUGAUUCAGACGCUCCGUGAGACCAUUAGUCUGUGGAUGGUAAGACAUAGUCGGCUUGUGCUUAGUUGAGUAGAGAAACACACAAUAUGCAUGUGUCAAUACGAUCUGAAAAAAAAAAAAGUGAGAAAGAACAUAAUUGGGUAAACAUAUGAUCCAAAGUCAAUAAAAAAUUUGUCAGACUCGAUUGUAAGCGACACAUAAUGGGAAGCGUUGCACAAAUCAUUGUGCCAUGAGACACCGACAUGUACUAAGCAGGUGGUGCCAGGGUGCCUCGAGAUGCGCAUUGCUGUAUUUGUGGCUUCGGCUAGCUUAUGUUCACACUUCUAGAAUUUGGCCUAGGUUAGCAGCUUCUUUGAACAGAGCAUUUUGGCGGGAAGUUCUGAUUAGCCCACUCAGCGCGAAUCGUUGUGGCAUGAGAUGUCGACAUGGCAUCAAGCGGGUGGGGCGUGUGUGGCCUGACGCAUUGUCAUUUUCUUAUUGGGUAGCAACCAGAAACCGAAAUGAAAAUUAACAAAAAUUAAGCCAGUGAGCGACGUCAGAGUAUGAUGCUCACUUCGUCCAGUCUGUAGCAAAGAACAUGCAGCAUGUUUGGUUUGUAGCCUUCGAAAAGUGUGCAGUAUGCUUCUAAUGGCACUAUGCCAUGCAUGCUGGGACACAGACAGGUGAAGGUGCUUAUUGCAAUAGGAUUGGCCGUGAUAGCUGUGGAUGUGGGGUGCGACCGACUAGAAAAUUUGUUGGUACCUAAAUAUGAAACUGAGUGGACACUGACGUAUUCAAAUUGACAUGUGCGGGCAACUACUAUGGGAAAGCUGCUGUGGCAGGCAGCUACUGUUCUUGAUGUCGCGCCUUUUCUUGUUUUUAUUGGAUAUAGCAGCCAGAAGAUGCAUCAUACGGUAACAGUUUGGUGAUAUACUGAGCAUUGGUGCUGAAAGGUAGUGUUUCUCAGGAAUGUAUAUACAGGUAGAAAAAAAAUUCAUCGACGAUUACGAUAUUUCCUAAUGUGAAAGUUGAGUGUAGCUCUAUACGUGUAGCUCUAAACGUGUAUUCAUUUCGCAAUAUAUUGGCUGGUGUAGACGGUCUGUCUCAUGCGACAUGUUGCAAAUUAACCAAAGUGUGCCACAACUGCAUCGCUAAUCGGGAGAUCAAGAGAGGCGGUGCGUGGGUGACGCAUGGGCAUAAUUCAUAGCAGCCGCCAUGAACAGACCUCCGCUCAUGCAGUGCUUUGUUUUCAUACAGACAACGCAUGCUACUCUGGUGCCAUCUUGUAGAGCCACCGUCGCCACAAAGUCCGUCUUGCGCGGCGCUACGCUUCUUGUGUCACGCUUUCACCGUACCCUCCUCCUCCGUUUUCCUCCUCGUGCUCUCUUCACUAUCGCCGUCUUUCAUUUCCCGCUGCGUGCAUUUCCUUUCAUCCUUCAUCUUGCUCGGUUACAAGGGACAAUACUGACGCUCGCCGCAGAAAUGGGCGCCCAAGUGCUCCACUCUAAGAUAAGCGUGACUUUAUUGGAUCAUGUCUUGAGUCUUCAGUCGCGAACAUUAGCGUUGAAAAAUCACACGAAACUGGAUCAUAUCAACGAGGUUCUACUGUACUUUCUGUAUACAUUGCAAAUGAAACCUUAACGUUGUUAUAGUAAAUUGUUAUAUCUUUGUUUUUCUUGUCAAGCCCAUUUUGCAUGGGCCCAAAUGCAUAUUUAUUUAUAUUUCAGGUUUCUAGGCAUCCAUUUUUGUGACCUAUUUGGUAUGGCAAGUGCAUUUCCAUGACUUUAUGACACUGCUCAGUUGUUCAGGGGGUCUUUUGUGUUUGAGAAGAGGCAAUGACAUUCCCAUUACAUACUGCCAUUACUGGAGUGCGUAAUAUGUCAGUAGAUGAGGGGAGUUGCAUGUUAUAUGAACUCUCUAAAGCUGUCCCACUUGUUUUACUAAGCUUUUGUUGUCAUUUUCUUUUACUAAAGUUAACGAAACCACAGAAAUGUAAUUGUCGAUUAAUCAUAGCCUAUUGCUCAAAUGGAUAGAAAGCCAUGCUUCAGCUAACGAGAAACAUUGCAUGAAACUGUGCUAAAACUUUGAAAGGAUGUAAACGAAGCCCUUUCAACCUUCAAACUGGCCUGUGCUUUUCAUGGGUCCUAGUUGUGUGUGAAUAGACUUAUCACUGCACUGUAUGAGCAUGUGAACAGAGAGUAAUGGGUUGCCUUGUGAGGUGCAUUCAGCAACACCUGGCUUCACUCCUAUAAAUUCACAUAUGCACCUUGACCAGCUUCAUGCUAACUAUAAAUGUGGGGAGUGUGGGGUCAGCUCUCAAGUGAAGUAGUCAUUAUUCUUGCAUUACACUCUUUGGAGAUAAUUAUGAUGAGUAGCUUGAGGGACAUCCUUUGAUACCAGUGACUUUUCAAGGAAGCACUCAGUGCCUAAACAUGAAAUAGAAGUUCAGAGAUUGAUCAGGGUCUUGAUGUGCACCAAUUGCUUCAGUUGAUGCAUGGCACCACCCUCUUUUUGGAGGAGUAAAGGUGUCAAGUUGAUGUGCAUCUGAGAAUACAGUAGUCACUGUGUGCCUUUAAUAUAAAAAGUUAGAGCCUUGCUGGUACAUUGAUUGUUCAGGUUUCGAAUGGUGGUUUAGCGAUUGCAUUUUAUUAUUUUUUACACUAUGUCGUUAGGCAAAGAAACUGAAUAUGUUGACUAGUGCUUAUGUACAGCCACAAAGGAGAUCAUUCGAAGUACCUUUUGUCAGCAGGGGCUAUAUUGUAAGUAGCUGUGUGUCAUGCAAAACUGUUGCUGACAGCAAUUUGUGUGCAGCUACUGGAAAACUGGAUGUUUUCCGUAUGGUGUGUUGGGUGUUGUACCAUGUGGUAAGACACCUCUUAUGAUAGCCAUUUCGUGAGGGGUGCAUGUAAUAUUUUUGCCGUCAAGUGCCGAAAAAAAAAAGAAAAAAAACGUUGCAGUUGUUCCUAACAGAUUUUGUAAAGUGUCAAGUGAUUGAGGUUGGCUUCUCGGCCGUGGAGUGGCCGCGGUUACGUGUUUUGUUGCAGUGUUCGUUUUAAGGGGUGCCACUACGUCAUUGGAGUCCAAGCGUACAUUUGCUGUUCUAAUCGUUUUGUUGGCAGCUGAAUUCUUUUUCGGGAUUGAUUUAAUCUACGUUCCAUGAACUUCAGUUUUUUAGUAAGCUGUGUCAGAAUGGCGAUGUAUUGUUUGUCUUUAGAUGACAGGGAUAUGUCAUCAUGAAUUGUUGUGAAGUAUCUGGCGAUAAGAUUAGCUUAUCGUUGUGUAAAAUAAUCUUGAAUGGAAUUGCAGACAAUCCAGUUUGUCACUUUGCUUCAUGUUACACUUGUGGUUAAGCUUACUUGUGCAGGAGCAUUAAGUCAUCUGUGAAAUUUUGCCUAUUGCCACAUAACAUGUUAUGCUCAGCGCCUUGCUUCAAAUCAAUUUUGUUUACCAGGUAACAAGUGUUUUAUUUGAUUAAGUUUUUUGGGUCAGCUUUUACUUUUACUUUGGUGGCCAUGGUAGAUGUGGCUUGUAUAACAUGGGCUGCUAUAGUGGUAUAUGUUUUUCAUUAAUUCUUCCAGUACAGAACAAUUUUGGCUGGCAUUUUUGCUCUUCGCAGUUUCAUAAAUGAGUUCUUGAAGGAAACUGUUCAAUCCAUUUCCAUUCAGUGCAGUACUUAGUACCUGCCAUUACUUUCGCAUCUGUUCUUAUGUUUUUAUGGAUUCAUCAUGCAUUAAGGAUUGCUUUUUUGUUAGUGCAACAUUACUAUCAAAAGUGGCAUGUCUACCUUGUACAAGUGCAUUAUAUUUACUGCCUUUUGACAGAAGUCCCGCCGAGACAUUUUUGAUGGCCUCUAUUAUUUGUGCAACUGCAUUUCGCUAAUCAACAAGUACUAUUUACCUUUUGCCUCUUCUCUUUUUAUAAUGAGUGUCAGAACUUUUGGAGCUUAAUCAAAAUGAGUGAAUGGGAUCGUUGUGCCUUAUAUAUAACUUUUGUACAGAAUGUAGUAUAGAUUUGUUAUUGUCCUUGACUAUUAAGGAAAUGAAACGUUGUGCACUGCA